AUACAUAGUGAACAAAACUGUCAUAGCAAAUCUAAGAGGGAUGUUUAUUCCAUGGACCAUUCAGCAUUUUGAAGACAAAGAAUUUGUAUGCCAUCCCCUUCUUCCCCCACACGUUUGUGCCAAGACGGGCGUCUCACAUCAGGGAGAUGAAUAGCAGGUCUGUUUCAGCAGCUGUGCUCUCUUACCCAGAGAAAGCAUUAUAGAGUCCCUGGGACUGCAGAGUCCCAAGCUACUGUGCAGUCUGCAGAAGGCUGAGGAAGAGACCUAAGGGCAAAAGGAUGGCAUCAGAAGGGGAAAUCAUCAACCUUCAACUCGGCUGAACCUGAAUGAUGUGUCAAAGCAGCACCGCCUGAACGUGCUCAAUAAUGUUGCCACGGCUCUGAUCUUCAUCACCGUCAUCCUCAACAUCUUCAUCACCGGCUUUGGUGUACAGAAGACUGGUCUCUAGGCCUGGAGAGCAAGGGAAUCAGGUUGUGUGUGUGGCACCAGCUUUAGGGUCCCUUCCUUCAAUUUUUUACUGACCUCAGCAGAAUCCUACCAGCUGAGUGGAGACACAGAAUGCCUGAAUUACUCUUUAAAAAUUGUUUGUAAAGUAUUUUAUGCAGGUUGUUUGUAUAAAGCAUGUGUAGCUUUGCAGGAAUGAAAUUUCCAUUGAUUUUUCAACGCUAGUGCAAGUUGUGCAGUGAUUUCUAGAGAGCUUCACAAAAAGUUGCAAAAAAGCAUUUUCCAAACAUGCUCCUGUGCAUAGGUAACAACAACUUUUCUCUAAUUUUAAUUCUCUGCUUCUCAUAUUCAAUAUUAACUACUUUUCUACAGGGAAUUGAGUUCUAGACUGAGUUAUAUUUAUUUGGUAAGCAAAAGUAACCAUAUCAUGUCCAAAUAUGUUGUAACUGGCAACAUUUAAAGUAACACUAUCAAACAGUUUAUGUCUCAAAUAUAGGUUGGUUGAUUGGUUGUUUUUGUGGGAGGAAAGGAGUGGGUGUGUGUGUUAUGAUGACUAAAAUGGAAU
Messenger RNA from Trachemys scripta elegans, 1009 nucleotides. It is a transcript of the gene NINJ2, whose product is annotated as ninjurin 2. Gene Ontology annotation, biological process: cell adhesion; tissue regeneration. Lineage: Eukaryota; Metazoa; Chordata; Testudines; Emydidae. The record is from RefSeq and is a predicted model, not a curated record. Gene Ontology annotation, cellular component: membrane.